Molecule: messenger RNA, 4411 nt
Organism: Asterias rubens (European starfish)
Lineage: Eukaryota; Metazoa; Echinodermata; Asteroidea; Forcipulatida; Asteriidae
Product: helicase POLQ-like
Exons: 17
Coding region: 126-4004 (1292 amino acids)
Molecular function (GO): nucleic acid binding; ATP binding
Source: RefSeq, a predicted model, not a curated record
GAUCUCCCUUUGAUUUUGUUUGAUGGAAUGGUAAACAACAUUACAAUGCUUUAUUUCCCAGGGUAAAUCCAUGGAGGUAGGAUGGUAAGACAACUCAGAGUCAGUGAUGAUGUAAAAUAACAAGCAUGGAAAAAUUGUCUGAUGGACCUAAACGUAGAGUAGCAGCGAGAAAGAGAAACCUAAAGGGGGUUCAAUCCUCAGCCAAGAAACUCAAGGCUUCAGAAAUCCACCACACCCAUCCUGAUGAUGGGUCAAUCCUGGAUUCAGAUGUGUGCAGUAAAGACUCAUCAUUACGGAUACAACCAUCAUUUGAAGGGGUGUUCGUAUCAAAUCACGUGGAUGGGCUUCGGAGAGAAUUAAAUAAUUCCAGGUCGAAUCAUGACUCACAGUCACAGACCCAACUAAAGAUCACAAAUCUAAGUGACAUUGCAACGAUCCAUAACGAGAGACCGUUGUUCAGAGUGCUGACAAGUGAUGACCAGGGGCUCAGGUCGACGAUCGAUGAACCUCAUGUUGGGGAUUCAGUGCCGAGCAGUCCCCUGGUGUGCCCUGGAGAGGAAGAGGAUUGUGGGAGGAUAGUUCGUUCUCAUGGCAUAUCGGCUGUAGCUCAAAGCGCUGUUACAAGUUCAGAGGAAGCGACACCAGACUGCAGUCCGCUGCCGCCCACACCUCAGGGACGACGUCUGAAGAAUAUCAAGUUACUUCCAUCUGGAAGGACUCAGUGCAACGUUUCUGCCGAUUGGGAUGGCAACGACUCUUUCUUUGAGCGACUUGACAUGGAUCAACUUAUCUUGAACUCUCAGACAGAGCUCAAAGGUACCGUGAACACAACUAGUUCUGGGACUUAUCCCUCAAUGAGAGAGGGAAUUGGAGAUUGCCCAAAGCUCCUUGAGAGUUCCUCGCCAAGGUCUCAGGCACAUCUUGAAGCCAAGUGCAGUGUUGUCCGAGAGAAGGUGCUAUCAAAUGGUUGCAUACCACAAGACCUUGUGAGCGACAAAAACUCAGGCAGAACUUCACAUCAUUUACAACUAGAACGGUGUGAUGAGCAUAACUCAGAAACUCCCGGAGCAGAAAGAUGGUUUAGUAAAAUCGGUACUAAGAAAGAGAGUAUCGAGGAGGAGCAGGCUGAAGAUUGCCACAGUGGAGUAACUCCGAAGGAAACAUCGACCCGUGUCAGACUUUCAGAGGUUCAGACUGACUGCCAAGAUGCUACUAAAACAGUACCGGCAGCAAGUUUGGUUGCAGUGGCUGACCUAAUGACCCCCAAAGUCACCUCUGCAGGUAGCAAGUUGCGGCAGAGGUUGCAGAGCAAUGCACGGGUGACCACCCAGACUGACUGCCAAAAUGCUAAAACAGAAUCGGGAGCAAGUUUGGUUGCAGUGACUAACCUAACGACCCCCAAAGUCACCUCUGCCGUUAGCAGGUUGCGGCAGAGGUUGCAGAGCAAUGCACGGGUGACCACCCCACAGCAGAACCGUAGUGCUGAGCUUCGCCAGGUGAAGGUUGAGGAAGCUUUGACUGAAAUGCUGCAGGAGAAAAGCGGCGUUGAAGACAACGACAUCGGCCCAUUCUACGGUCUACCAAGCAGGGUUGCUCUUAUGCUGAAAGAGCACAGAGGGAUAGAUAGUCUCUACGAUUGGCAGCAUUCUUGCCUGACUCUUCCAGCCAUCCAGCAUUCUCGCAACCUCAUCUACUCCUUACCCACUAGUGGAGGCAAGACAUUGGUAGCCGAGAUACUCAUCAUGAGGCAGUUGCUAUGCAACAAGAAGGAUGCCCUGCUUAUCGUCCCAUUUGUUUCCAUCGUACAAGAGAAGGUUGCUUCACUGUCUACCUUUGCUGUUGAGCUAGGCUUCCUGGUGGAGGAGUACGCCGGUAGUAAAGGCGCAAUCCCACCCCGCAAACACCGCAAGAAGAAAACGUUGUACGUGGCUACAAUAGAGAAGGCACACAGUCUGGUGAACAGCCUGAUACUAGACGGGAGGAUUGAGACUCUGGGAUUGGUCGUUGUGGAUGAGCUACACAUGUUGGGGGACGGUGGACGUCGAGGGGCCAGCCUUGAGGCCUGUAUCGCCAAGCUCCUGUACCUGAACACAGCACACAUCAUCGGCAUGAGUGCUACGCUAAGUAACAUCAAGGACCUGUGUGACUUUGCUAGGGCGGAGGUUUACAGCAGCGACUUCAGACCCGUGGAGCUGAAAGAGUACAUCAAGAUUGAAGAUAGCAUCUUUGAGAUCAAUCCAUCAGCGCUGUGUCCUGACGACAGGUUCAUUCAUUCUAGAAUAGUGGCAUUCCCUUAUGAUCGUGCGAUGCGUCGGAAUGACCCUGAUCAUUUAGUAGGGCUGGCCCUGGAGGUCAUACCAUACAACUCAUGCCUUGUCUUCUGUGCCACCAAGAAAAGCUGCCAGAAUGUGGCAGAAUUUAUCUGCAAGUACAUGCCAAAAAAUUUAGUAAAGAAGAUCACGCAGCACAAGUCCAAAGAGAAAGCCAUUCUCCUGCAGUCCCUACGCCGUGAGUGCGACAACCACCUGUGCCCAACCCUCAAGCGAACCAUCCCCUUUGGAUUGGCGUACCACCACAGUGGCCUGACCAUGGAUGAGAGGAAACUGAUUGAGGAGGGUUACUCUGAGGGUACACUGUGCCUCCUGACGUGUACCUCUACCCUAGCAGCUGGGGUUAAUCUACCCGCUAAGAGAGUCAUCCUACGAAGUCCCUACAUUGCCCAGGACUUAUUGACGAGUACCAGGUACAAGCAGAUGGUUGGCCGUGCAGGGAGGGCCGGUAUCGAUUCAUCAGGAGAGAGUAUUCUCAUCGUCAAACCCAAAGAACGUCAACAGAUUGCUGAGUUACUGAGUGGGCCAAUAGAGGCGUGCUACAGCAGUCUACUUCAUGAUGAAGGGAAAGGAAUUAGGAGUCUCAUUCUGACGUUAGUGGCCCUCAAGCUGACAACUGAUCGUCACGCUGUCCUGAGAUUCAUGGAAGGGACACUCUUUGGUGUCCAAGCCACUAGUAAGGGUCAUGACAUUUCUGCUCCGAUGAGAGUAGGACUGGACCGUCUCUUGGACUUGAGGCUCAUUGAAGAGAGACUGCCGAGAGACAACGUCCAGAGAACAUCCUCUGAACUUGAGUUGACUGUCACUAAGCUCGGACAGGCGGCUUUCAAAGGAUCCAUUGACAUUGACCUUUGUACUUCUGUCUACGCUGACCUGAAGCAGGCCUGUGAUGAAGGCCUCGUCUUGGCAAACACCCUCCACCUUCUAUUCUUGGUCACGCCAUAUGAUCUUGUUCCACUCAGCAGACCCAACUGGGCCAUAUAUGACCGACUGUAUUCUAAUCUGAGUGAGAGUAACCUAAAGGUGGCUCAACUCAUUGGCGUAACCGAACGAUAUCUCAACUUCAAAUUGGCUGGCAGGAAAAUCAACAAAAUUGAUGAACGGACAGACUUCAAUGUGCAGCGUUUUUACCUGACUUUGAUGCUGUGGGAACUGCUGAAGCAAACCAACAUCUGGGACGUUGCCUCAGACUUUGAGAUGCCUCGGGGCUUCAUCCAAAACUUGUUCACUUCAGCUGCAAGUUUUGGAUCCAGCGUGCAGCGGUUUUGUGAGGAUCUGCCUGAGUUUUGGGCUUAUCAACAGCUCCUCACUAAAGUGGUCUUUGACCUAACGUACUGCGCCACCGCUGACCUUGUCUCAUUACUGGAGGUGCCAGGGGUCAAACAGGGUAGGGCAAAGCAGCUCGUUAGGGCAGGGUACAAAACCAUCCGCCACCUCGCCCAUGCCGACCCCAGUCAACUCACUGAGAGUGUACAGCAUCUCCCGAUGAAAAUUGCCCAGCAAAUUGUGGCUGCAGCUAAGAUGGAGCUCGCUGAAAGAGCAGAUGCUCUGAGAGAUGAAGCUGAAGAGUUGGUCACAAAACCAACGCCUGAAGAGCUUGAUACUCUACUGCAAGAACAACAACUGGUGACAGGGACUGAACCUCAAGAAACAACUGGCAGCCAGGCUAGGUGAUACUAAGUCUGUGGACUGGUCAUACUUUCUGUUUUAAACGCCAACUGAAGAACAACAACUGGUGAUAGAACCUGGACCUCAAGAAACAACUGGCAGCCAGGCUAAGUGAUACUCAUUCUGUGGGCUGGUCAUACUUUCUGUCAACGCCAACCGAAGUAUUUAAUAAUAACUAGCGCAUUUCACAAAAACUGUAUCAAUGCGCUUAACAUAAGUGCCCUGCAGCCGAUUUCACGAAAUGCUAGGAUUAAUCCUAACUCGAGUUAGGAUGAGUAACCCGUCCUAACUUAGGAUGGGUUCAAUGUGUCCUACGCCUUUGGAUAAGGAAUUUAAAUCAUCCUAAGUCCUAAGAUUAAUCCUAAGUUGGGAAGAGUUUGGUGAAAUCGACGGCCGGUCAUUGGGCCAAUAAA